This is a messenger RNA of Photinus pyralis (common eastern firefly), 1845 nucleotides long. RefSeq names its product scavenger receptor class B member 1-like. The transcript is spliced from 6 exons. Lineage: Eukaryota; Metazoa; Arthropoda; Insecta; Coleoptera; Lampyridae. Gene Ontology annotation, molecular function: scavenger receptor activity. The record is from RefSeq and is a predicted model, not a curated record. Bases 122 to 1720 code for a protein of 532 amino acids. Gene Ontology annotation, cellular component: membrane; cytoplasm.
CUGAAACCCUUAGAUAUAAAAACCAAUAUCACAAUUUAAGAUGUUUGAAUAACGAUCAUACUCAAAAGUUAAAUUUUUACCUUGUGAAGUUGUUGGUGACUGAGUUAUCAAAAAUAUUAACAUGAAGUUUACUUACAUAGAACACGCAAAACUCCUCCUGUUAUCAAUCCUUGGGGCAUUUCUUGCAACUUUAUCAUACUUAACACACACUUAUAACCCGUUAGAAUUUUUAAUCGAUAAGGUAACGGGGUUUUAUCCCGACUCAAUCUUGUUCAACCUAUGGAAGAACCCGCCCUAUGUUCUACUGCUUAGAAUAUACUUGUUUAACGUUACCAACCCCCAAGAGUUUUUAGACGGGACGGAUAAGUUAAGAUUUCAGGAGGUUGGUCCGUAUGUGUUCAAGGAAAGCUUAUUUAACAUCAACAGUACCUUUAAUGAUAAUGGGACGAUUUCUUUUAUUCCAAAAAGGCGUUUAGAGUUUCAACCUCAGCACUCAAUAGGAAAUCCUGACGUCGACAAACUGCUGCUACCAAACCUUGCAUUACUGGGAAUGUCAGCCGCAUUAAGUGAGCAUUCGAUGUUUGUCCAACUUGGAUUGUCAUCGUUAAGUUCGUAUUAUGGAAUGGAACCAUUUAAUCACAUCACAGUUACUGAUUUCCUGUAUGGCUACGAUGACCCAUUAGUAUCACUUGCUAACGAUUUUGUACCCAAUUGGAUUGAUUUUUCACGGUUAGGGAUACUAGAUAGGAUAAUGGCAUUGGACAAUGCUUCAAACGUAGUUACUAUGAAUCUGAAUCAGCAUAAUAACUUGUCGGACAAUCACACAAUGACAACGGAAGAAUCAAUGCCUCGUCCGUUCUCCAUCCAAACUUGGAACGGUUUCGCGGGAUUCAAGCAGUGGGGGUAUGAAUCUGGGAGCGACAGUCAAACACCACCAUCUACUUGCAACGCCGUCGAAGGUGCAUUUAUGGGGACGCUCUUCCCUCGGCACAUUAACAAAAAUGACACGUUUUACUUAUACCGGCAUGCAUUCUGUAGGACAAUUCCGAUAACGUUCGAAAACGUAACGACUACACAAGACGGAUUUGAAGGGUACUUGUUUAGAGUAAAACGAGACUUCUUAGCCACAAGAGAAGAAAAUGCGGAAAAUGAGUGCUACUGUAUUUCUCAGAAGUGUCUUAGGAAAGGAUUGGGGGAUUUGUCUCCAUGUUACUACACUAUCCCAAUUGUCGUAUCACAACCUCAUUUCUUUAACGCAGAUCCCACUCUAUUGGAAGAAAUCGGCGGGAUGUCACCGAAUGAAACAAAACACGACACUACAAUGACCAUCCAUCCACACAUAGGGGUGCCAUUAGAAGCAAAUUUACGGUUACAAGCAAAUUUAGCAAUGCCCGAUAGCAGUUACAAUUCAAAAACCAAACCGUUCAGUAACUUAGUCUUGCCUUUGCUUUGGAUCGAUUUGAUUAUCGAUCAGUUGCCUCCUAAAAUCCAACUUUACCUAAAACUUUUGUAUCACAUAUUGCCGAUUGUACAAGAUGUUGUCGUGUACGUAUUUGCCGUGGCUAGUAUAUUUUUAAUAUUUGGACCGGCGGUCAAAAUCUUCUUAUAUCCUAGUAAUACGGAAACGCACCACAAUUCUUUUCACGUCAAAUACAGUCAAAUACCAGUAUUUUCACUAAGAACUAAAAUAUUUGAUCCUGAUAUCUUAAUACAAAAAUAGCGUUUAAAGUUUUUAUUUUUGUUAUUGAAAGACUGAUUUAGAAAUACUUAAUUUGUUUAAAGAAGUAGUUUUGUACUUUUUUUGUAAAAAUAUGUUACAAAUAAAUAGUGAUAUUAGUAACUUAA